CUCCUACUCAUUUGUCUCGCUGUCGCCGCCAUUAAACAACACGGAGGCACGUAAACCAUGGAGUGUCGCAUAUGUAUACCAUGAUUCAAGGAGUACAGAGGCUUUGCCAAGCUGUGGUUCAUCCCGCAAGAGGUUAAUGUGUCCUUGAAGAUUCACCACCUCAGCUCAACCACCCAAAGUGAUCCACAAUGACGGAGCAGAAGGUGAAGUGGGCCUGUGACUACUGCACCUAUGAGAACUGGCUGUCUGCGGUCAAGUGCACUAUGUGCCGUGCACAGAGGUUGAGGGGUCCCAUCAUCACAGAGGAACCUUACAAGAACCGCCCUGAUCUGGACAGCAGUCUGGAGUGGGACCCUCCCAGAACUGAGAGUGGCGACAACCUCCUCAUCUGCCCUGACUCCAGCGCUCGGCCAAGAGUCCGGUCAGCCGGCAUGGCUGAGAUUGCCAACAAGUGGUCCUGCCAGAUCUGCACCUACCUGAACUGGCCCCGAGCGCUCCGCUGCACACAGUGCCUGUGUCAGCGCUCCAGGACUAGCAGUCCCACAGAGUCCCCCCAGACUUCAAGCUCCAAUGCCGGCUGUCGUCCUUCUCUGCCCUCUCCCGUGGAUACCUGUGAGGAGUACAAUGACAGAAACAGACUCAACACGCAUCCGCCGCACUGGGCAUGCACCGUUUGCAACUACCAGAACUGGCCCACAACGACAAAGUGCGUGGUUUGUGACCGCCCCAAGCCCAAUAACCAGGAGGCCAUAGAGCUGGCCGGGUCUGCGGAGCCAACACCAAUGAUAAAUGAACAGGACAGGGCCCGGUGGAGGGGCGGUUGCAGUGGGGGCCGGGGCCAAAGGAGGUCCCCUCCAAUGCCCAAGAGGGAAGACAAUGUCAAAAUGGACUUCCAGAGGAUCGAGCUUGCAGCUGGAGCCAUGAGCAGCAAAGAGGAGCAAGAGGUCGACUUCAAGAAGCUCAAGCAGAUUAGAAAUCGAAUGAGGAAAACAGACUGGCUGUUCCUCAAUGCAUGUGCUGGUGUGGUGGAGGGAGACCUGGCUGCAAUCGAAGCCUACAAGUCGUCCGGCGGGGACAUCGCCCGGCAGCUCACCGCCGACGAGGUGCAGCUCCUCAACCGGUCCUCUGCGUUUGAUGAAGGCUUCACUCUGGUCCAUCUGGCCAUCCGCUUCCAGAGGCAGGACAUGCUCGCCAUCCUGCUCACAGAGGUGAACCAGCAGGCGGCUAAGUGCAUCCCGUCCAUGGUUUGCCCCGAGCUGACGGAGCAGAUCCGCAGGGAGAUCGCAGCUUCACUACAUCAACGCAAGGGAGACUUCGCCUGCUACUUCCUCACCGACCCGGUCACCUUCACCCUGCCUGCAGACAUAGAGGACCUGCCGCCUGCGGUCCAAGAGAAGCUGUUCGAUGACGUGUUGGAUCGAGAUGUGCAGAAAGAGCUGGAGGAGGACUCUCCCGUCAUCAACUGGUCUCUGGAGCUGGGCACGCGCUUGGACAGCCGCCUGUACGCCCUGUGGAACCGCACCGCCGGGGACUGCCUGCUGGACUCUGUCCUGCAGGCCACCUGGGGCAUCUACGACAAGGACUCUGUUCUGCGCAAGACCCUCCACGACAGCCUGCACGACUGCUCCCAUUGGUUCUACACCCGCUGGAAGGAGUGGGAGUCGUGGUACUCUCAGAGUUUCGGGCUGCACUUCUCCCUGAGAGAGGAGCAGUGGCAGGAGGACUGGGCCUUCAUCCUGUCUCUGGCCAGCCAGCCCGGGGCCAGCCUGGAGCAGACCCACAUUUUUGUUCUCGCACACAUCCUCCGCAGACCGAUCAUCGUCUACGGAGUGAAAUACUACAAAAGUUUCCGCGGGGAGACGUUAGGAUACACUCGUUUUCAAGGCGUGUACCUGCCUCUGUUGUGGGAGCAGAGCUUCUGCUGGAAGAGCCCCAUCGCCCUCGGCUACACGCGGGGCCACUUCUCGGCCCUGGUGGCCAUGGAGAACGACGGCAACUACGACAACCGCGGCGCCGGCGCCAACCUCAACACCGACGACGACGUCACGGUCACGUUCUUGCCUCUGGUGGACAGCGAGAGGAAGUUGCUGCACAUCCACUUCCUGUCUGCGCAAGAGAUGGGCAACGAGGAGCAGCAGGAGAAGCUGCUCCGCGAGUGGCUGGACUGCUGCGUGACGGAGGGCGGCAUGCUGGCGGCGAUGCAGAAGAGCUCCCGGCGCCGCAACCACCCCCUCGUCACGCAGAUGGUGGAGAAGUGGCUGGACCGGUACCGCCAGAUCCGCCCCUGCGCCUCUCUGUCCGACGGCGAGGAAGAGGAGGACGAAGACGAGUGAGUGGGCCGAGGCGGGCGCCCGCCGUUUGAGACUGGACGCUGUCGGCUCCGGGAGAGAACCGCGCCACCUUUUCUUUUUCCCCUCUUCAAACUGUAAAUCCGUAACUCGUUCUUAUGCAUGUGUUGUGUGAGCGAUAGAAGAAACGAAAAGAUACCAGCAACAACAAAUAGAAUCCUGAUGACUGCUCCUAUGAAAGCACGUCAAGUCCACUUUAUUCGCCUUCCUGUGCUCAGAUUUCUCCUUCUUUUGUGUUUUGUUAUCAAAGUAAUGAUCUCGACCUGAUGGAAAUACUCGGAACAUAUAGGAACAUAUUCUGUAUUUAAGGAAAUCCCGAAGCUGCACUAGAUGAGAACUUUAAUUUACAGAAUUGCCUGUUGCUUAAAACGGUGGAUGCUGAUCUGUGUGUGUGUGUGUGUUAAGGGUUUAAGAGCACCUGUUUUUUUGAUCGCGGAUCCCUCUGCAGGCCCCUUCUGAUGUUUGCAUUUAUUUAUUUGUGUAGGAGAUUUAGCGCGCAGAGGCGAUUCCUUUGUUCUUACGCCCCGUUUAAUCUGCGUUGUUUUGAUCCGUUCAGUCUUGAAGUAUUUUAUUUUGCCCAGAUGAUACCUACUUCCUGUGAGGGGAGGGGGAUAGGACGGACAAGUUUACUGAUAUUUUUACGUGUGAUUUAGUAGCUCGAUGUCAUAUUAGAAUGGGUGGUGGUACUGCUGGUGGGGGAAAGAAACCAAACACUCUGCCUCUCUACAGACGGCAUUCAUAUUAAAAUGGACUCACUUGUAUCCUGUGUUCCAUCUGUGUUAAAGUUUCUCCUUCUUGUAUCGGUUUGGAUUCGACUUGAGAAUGAACUUGUUUUUGUUCUUGGCGCAGCUCAAAUGACUGUUUAAAAACACAUUGGGUAAUCGUGAA
Molecule: messenger RNA, 3236 nt
Organism: Pseudoliparis swirei
Lineage: Eukaryota; Metazoa; Chordata; Actinopteri; Perciformes; Liparidae
Gene: zranb1a
Product: zinc finger, RAN-binding domain containing 1a
Exons: 10
Coding region: 189-2333 (714 amino acids)
Biological process (GO): protein K29-linked deubiquitination; cell migration; protein deubiquitination involved in ubiquitin-dependent protein catabolic process
Cellular component (GO): cytoplasm; nucleus
Molecular function (GO): cysteine-type deubiquitinase activity; K63-linked polyubiquitin modification-dependent protein binding
Source: RefSeq, a predicted model, not a curated record